ACAACCACAAAGAGACAAAACUACAACAAAAAGACAAAACACCUCAACUACUGUCAGCCCCACGUUUAAAAUUAGCUUGUAAAAAACAAAGAAGUCCAAAAUGUUUACAAACCAACUGUAAACUGCAUCAGAAGUAAUAUUUCACUGUAGAUCUUUCGGGGAGUGAACGUGUUGUUUCAGCACGUACUUUCACUCUGAACACGGUAUAAAAACAGACGUGUUUAGACGCCUCUGGCUUCUCUCUGAGCCUCCUUUUCAUAAUUGGACUUAAUCAUCUGCUCUGACCAUAAAAGCAGCGCCUGUGUGUUCAGGGAGAGAACGGAAAUCAAACACAUCCUCUGCAUUAUUUAUGGAGUCGUUCACUGAGUUUCAUCAUCUGCAUCUGUUCUCUUUAAACAAUCUCUCCUUCUUUCUGCCUUUUCAGAGCUUCUUUGAGGGACAGUCGGCUCCGUGGGAUUCGGCCAAAAAGGACGAGAACCGCAUGAAGAAUCGCUACGGAAACAUCAUCGCCUACGACCACUCUCGUGUGCGUCUGCAGCCUCAGGACGGAGACGGCGGCUCUGACUACAUCAACGCCAACUAUGUGGACGGCUACCACAGACCGAACCACUACGUCGCUACUCAAGGUAAGAAGUGAAACACUGUCUUCUGAUGUUGCUCUCUGUGUCCUCAGAGUAACAACACUCCAACUGAACUCUAGGGUCUGUAGUAACAACACUCUAACUGAACCCUAGGGU
Messenger RNA from Anarrhichthys ocellatus (wolf-eel), 737 nucleotides. Its product is annotated as receptor-type tyrosine-protein phosphatase mu-like. Gene Ontology annotation, biological process: protein dephosphorylation. The record is from RefSeq and is a predicted model, not a curated record. Gene Ontology annotation, molecular function: protein tyrosine phosphatase activity. Lineage: Eukaryota; Metazoa; Chordata; Actinopteri; Perciformes; Anarhichadidae. The coding region runs from base 350 to 637 and encodes 95 amino acids. The transcript is spliced from 3 exons.